Messenger RNA from Closterium sp. Yama58-4, 1851 nucleotides. The record is from the annotation of a GenBank genome assembly. NCBI's taxonomy places the organism in Eukaryota, Viridiplantae, Streptophyta, Zygnematophyceae, Desmidiales, Closteriaceae.
AUGCGCCUUCAGACUGACACUCUAACGAGCGCGAUUAGAGGAGGAUAUCCGUUGGUUCUAGCCAAUCAGAGGAGGAUCAGGUUGCGCGCGAUCGACGAGCGCGAUCGGGCAAGAAAUGGCGGAGGGGGUGGUGGAGGGCAGCGGGGGAGACCGCCGGUUGUGUGGGAAAGGGGGGAGGGAGCUUGUGCGGAGGGGCGGAAUGCGGUAGAGGAGGAGCGGAAUGCGGUGGGGGAUGGGCGGAAUGCGGAGGAGGAACGAAGGGGCGGAGCAAAUGCAGUGAGGGGCGGAGUUUGGCGCAGAGGCGCGGAUGAGAAGCGGGAGGCGACAGGGGGAAGGGGGGCGGCAGGGGAAAGGGAGACUUCAGGGGGAGGCGGGGCGGCAGAGAGAAGAGGAGUUGAAGCGAGGCAGAGGGGGGCGAGCGGAAGAAGCAUAGAGGCAUGGGCGAGUGCAGGGGAGGGGAGAGGAGGGGGAGGGGCGCAAGGAGAGAUCAGCGGCAGAGCGGACGCGUGGGUGGGGGGACCAUUGUGGGAGAAGAGAGGGGAUGGGGAGUUGAGAACUAGGGGGGCAGCCGAGGGGAGAGGAGGAGGAGUAGGAGCGCAAAGGGCGAGCAGCAGCAGAAGCAGGGUAGAUUCUUGGGUGGCUCCCUCAUGGGAGAAGAGAGGGAAGCGGGCUUGGUGGAUGGAGGGGGGGGAUGGGGGGAGUGAAACAGAUGGGAGGUCUGCAGGGGAUGGGGGUGUGGUAAGGUUUGAGGAGGAAGGUGAGAGAAGAAAGAGGGGGCUAUAUAGGGGUGGAGAAGGAAUGGCAGGAGAAGGAGCAGGAGUCGCUUUUGAGAAUUCUCAAGAGCGAAAGCGAAGAGAAGAGGAUUAUCCGUGGCAGGACGCUGUAUCAUCAACCGCAGCAGCAGGUGGUGGGUCUUCCAGUGGUGCAACGACAGCAGUGGUGAGUGGAGUGUUGAAUGAGCAGUCACUGUCACCAUCCACGGCAUCAGUCGGCGGCCCCGUGGCGCUCGCGCUGCAGGAGAGGCGCAAGGUGGUGCGGGCGGCGCUGAUGUCAGCAUUCGAGGAGGUGAAACUGGGGAAGGUGUAUUCCAGAGAGCUCAUCAGGCACCUCCCUGCGUAUAUUGACCAGCUCGUGCUCCAGGCAGUUGCCCUCAAGUCGGAAUCGCACUACGCCUUCCACUCCUUCCCCCACCGCGCAGCCAUCGCAGUGCACCGCUCUGCACCGCACCUGCUCGCCCGGUGGCUGAAACAAACAGCCAAGCAGACCUUCGCCCGCACUGCCGCCCUCAUCACGCUCGCUGCUGCCAUGGACGCUGAUUCAGAGACUGUUGAUGCUUCUGGUGCUGCUGCUGCUGCUGCUGCUGGUGCUGCUGGGGAUGGUGCUGCUGCUGAUUCUGAUGCUGCCUUGAGGGAUGGUGGUGCUCCUGCCAUCUUUGUAGGGAUGGGGGAAAGUCCUGUUCUUGUAGAGAAGGGUGCCUCUUUUGCUACCAGAGAAGGUUCUGGGGCCAGAGGAGACGGGGGGGAGCAGAAGGAGGAGCUGCAGCGGCGGAGUGGCGUGGUGUGGGUGCGGGACUAUAUCGAGUGGUUGCACCGAGCAGGGGUGAAGCAUGACGUGGUGGGGCGCAUUGUUGUCCGCAACCCUGCUAUACUUGCUACGCCCAUACCCCACCUUCAGGCUCGAGUAGACUACCUGGUCAAUCAAGUGGGCUCCUUCCAGCACCACCCGUUGCCUAAGAGUGUGUUUGAGCUGGCCGGCACACUGGUGUACAACCAUCCUCACGUGAUGAGCGAGGAGGACUUGCCCAUGGAGGCUCUACAAGCCAAGGUGAGACACAUGCCAAACUGCUCUUAG